This is a messenger RNA of Trypanosoma grayi, 1554 nucleotides long. RefSeq lists its product as hypothetical. Bases 1 to 1554 code for a protein of 517 amino acids. Lineage: Eukaryota; Euglenozoa; Kinetoplastea; Trypanosomatida; Trypanosomatidae. The transcript has a single exon. The record is from RefSeq and is a predicted model, not a curated record.
AUGACCGCCCCCGCCUCAUCAGAACUGAUAUACACCGAAAGCGAAGGCUCCUUUCACCACAUCAACCCCGAGACGGGGGAAACGUGGUGUCGAAGGGGCGGUGAGAGGGAGUCACUCGUGCCGCAGUCGGUGCAUGAGCACGAUGGAGCGGCGGAACUUUGGACGCACGUGGAGGUGAUGAUGAGAAGUCCUACUGAACCCGCGUUGAAUGAUUCGUUGUGGUCGUCGUGGGACCCCGUUGACGAUUCACGGCCUCAAGGAGAUGAUCACGCGGUCGUCUUGUCAUCACAGGGCCCGUCAUUCCAAAACCGUGACUUGACGGUGACAACGCCGUUGUCGUGCGACGAGGUCACGCACCAAGUGGCUGAAGAGCACCAGCCGGAGCAGCUUGACGGCGGCAACGGUGUGGAGGGAGAUAUCAACUCAUUGCCACACUUCGAUUCCAGGUCUACCCCACGGCUCUCAUUGGGGGAUACCCGCAGUCAGAGGGAAGGGGACAGUUGCUUGGUCGAUUUGUCGGCGGUAAAUGAAUUGCAGUCUCUGAACCGGGUCCUGCAGGCGCAGCUGGAGGAGGUGAGUAGGCUGUGUGUGAUUUACAUGUGCUCUGGAGAGAAUACCAGGAAUGAAUUGGAAGACCUGCGCAGGGCCUUGGUGGUCAUUGGGCAGCAUGAUUUUGUCCUUAAUGCUGACGAACGCCUCUUGGAAUUCACUUCAGACAGGGUGCUAACACCACCACCGUCACCACCGCGACAGCAGCAGCAGCAGCAAGGGUUCGCGACGAUGUUUCUGGGUAUGGGACGGCUCUUGGGAGAAUCGAGUGUAUGGAGGUGCUUUCAAUCCUCAGUAUUCGACGUGGGCAGCGAUUCCAAGUUUACAGGCGAAGAGAGUGGUAUCGAAGAUGAGUGGAGUCGCAACCUUUCUGCUGCCAAACAUCAUGCCCGUAAUGGUCGAGCGCAAGAAGCGGUGGAAGUGCUUUUGCUUUCCAUCACGUCGAACAGUUUUAACGGAUGGGGAUCUCUCCUCGUGGAAGGCGAGAAAUGGAACCGCCUGCACGGUGUCGGGCGACAGUUGUGGAAUGACCUUGUGGCGUCCAAGUUGACAGAGUACCUUUGUAAACACGGAGACCGUCUGAAUGUCUGUACCAGAGUAUCAAGUGGCAUGGAUGGGCCAGUAAAUGCUAAUGAGCAGGGGCAUCGCGUGGGCCAAGAGAGCUCGCUGUCCCCAGAGUUGAUCGUGCCGUUCAUUGAAGAAAUAGCUUCCGAAUACGUGAGGGAGAAGCACCGCUACGAGGUGUCGCCGCAGAUGGCAGUAAACAUCGGCCUGCCAGAGCAACGGCAAGGGUGCUCUCAUCGGCACUUGGUGCUUGAGGGAAUCUUGGAACGUCUUCUGGUCGCCUCCAUCUCCUCCUUCCCAGAUUCUGCGGCGCUCUUCUACAAACUCGCGUCCCUCCGUGCGCUCCAAGGACGCCGCGAGGCCGCCCAUGCCCUAAUGACGGAGGCAAUGUGCAUGGACCCUUCGUAUGUGCUGCUGAAUGGCGGCACCCAUCACAGGUAA